Rhizoctonia solani is the source of this 930-nucleotide messenger RNA. Its product is annotated as Retrotransposon gag protein. Bases 1 to 930 code for a protein of 309 amino acids. The transcript is spliced from 3 exons. Gene Ontology annotation, molecular function: zinc ion binding; nucleic acid binding. Lineage: Eukaryota; Fungi; Basidiomycota; Agaricomycetes; Cantharellales; Ceratobasidiaceae. The record is from RefSeq and is a predicted model, not a curated record.
AUGGAACCGGAGCCGACCCUUGCCGCUCUCCUCAAGGCUAUCACAGCCCUCACAGCCACAGUCAGGUCCUUGCAGGACAAAAUCAAUUCACAAGGCGAGCAAAUCACACAGCUCACCGCCAUAUGCAAGGAAACCAACGACCUCGUUGGUGACAAGGACCAGGGCGGAGCCCAAACCAAGCCUGGCCCAUCGACUGGGCCUGUCACCCCUCCUACCCACUCAGGAGGGGAAACCCACACUCCAGGCACGAUUAGACCUGGGCUCAAGGCCCCUUCCGCCCUUCAAGGGGUACAGGGUUUGACUCUGAGGAGGAAGAAGAACCAAGUGCUCCCAAAAAAGAGCCUCAAGGAACGCCUAGAAGGCACCUGGGGUCCCUCACCCCCUUCGAUGCAGGGGGACGAAAGGCCACUCAGUGGCUUGACGGAUGAUGCUCGAGCGGCCGCCAGAAAAAUAGCCGCGCUCUCCCAAGUCACCACGACCGCUGAGUAUGUAACGGAGUUCCGCAACCUCAUGGCGGAGCUCGACUGGAACGAGGAAGCCUACAUCGCGCAGUUCACGCAAGGCCUCCACUGGAAAGUCAAGGAAUUGCUGUCAACCAAGGAUAGCGUUCCCAACAAACUCGAGGCGAUUUUCGCGGCCUCCAUAAAAAUUGAAACAUCCGCCGCAAAAACGAGGAGAACCGCCCCAAGAAGGCGCCUGCCAAAUCCCGGCCACCAUGGCCACUACUUCCACCACCACUACUCAACGGGUCCGUCUAUCAGAAGACCCCAAUUACGUCACCCCGGAAGAAAGGGAUCGCUGCGCGCGUCUGGCCUCUGUGUCAAGUGCGGCCAAAAGGGACAUGGAAUCAAGCAAUGUCCCAACGGAUGGAAAGCCACAGUCAAAGAAGUGGCUAAGGUUGCCGAGGACGUUGAGUCGGGAAAAGAUUGA